AUAUCUAUUAUUUUAUUUAAUUUUGUGGUUUGUGAAGUAUGGAAUAGCGGACUGCGAGAAAGGUAUGAUGGAUAUGGAGUGGAUUGGCUUUUUAUGCCUGAUGGAAAUGAUCAACCACAAGUUGCAGUACUGAAAUAUACAGAAAAUGAUGAACGAGGCAUUUUUGAUGACUCACAAGUUUCUUAUAUUCUUCAUACUCGAUCUAGUCCAGAAAAUGGCUCUCAAUUAUAUAUUAAUAAUACUAAAGGACUUCAAAACUCUGGUUUCGAUCCGUCUCGACAAACUAAAUUUAUAACACAUGGAUGGAAAUCAAGUAUAAUGAGUGCUGGUCUCAUCAAUAUGAAAGAAGCAUAUUUACAAUAUAAUGAUUUUAAUAUCAUUAUGGUUGAUUGGCAACCUUUGGCUGCAAGCACGUUCUAUCUUGGACCAAUGCAUAAUACAGAAAGAGUAGGAAGAAUAACUGCUGAAUUUAUUGAUUUCUUAGUCGCAGAAACAGGACUUAAAACCGAAAAUAUUCAUUUUCUUGGGCAUUCUCUUGGAGCGCAUGUAGCUGGUAAUACCGGAAGUUCAGUAACUUCCGGACGCUUAGGAAGAAUAACUGGUUUAGAUCCUGCUUUACCAGGAUUUCAUUUACUUGCUUCGGAUAAAACUCGAUUAGAUCCUACGGACGCUAUAUUUGUUGAUAUUAUUCAUUCAUGUGGAGGAGUCUUAGGUUAUUUACAACCUUUAGGAAGUGCAGAUUUUUACCCAAAUGGAGGAACUCCUGUUCAACCUGGUUGCUGUUGUAUUCCAGAAAUAAUAGAGGCAUGUAGCCACGGUCGGGCACACGUAUAUUUUACCGAAAGUAUUGGUUCUAAAACUGGAUUUGUGGCGAAUAAAUGCGAUACUUGGGAUCAAUUUAUACAAGGAAGUUGUAAUUAUUCUAAAACUACACUAAUGGGAGAACAUGUUGAUAAGAUGACUACUGGAACUUAUUUUCUCAAAACAAGAUCUGAGUCUCCUUAUACUGAUCAAACGGAAAUAACUGAUAAUACGAUU
Heterotrigona itama is the source of this 1038-nucleotide messenger RNA. Lineage: Eukaryota; Metazoa; Arthropoda; Insecta; Hymenoptera; Apidae. The record is from the annotation of a GenBank genome assembly.